UCAUCACCAUCUCCAUCUGCAUCGUAACACUAUCGAACAAUGAAGGUGAUACUAGAACACGCAGAGACCAUCAAGCCAUCUUCUCCGACACCUCCCGAUCUCCGCCGCCACAGCCUCUCCUUCCUCGACCAGAUCGCGCCCCCAAUUUUCAUGCCCCUCCUCCUCUUUUUCUCCAAAGACGAUCCCCUCACCAACGAGGAAAAACUCUCCAAGAUCAAGCGAUCUCUCUCUGAAACCCUAACCGGGUUCUACCCACUCGCUGGGCGCUUAAGAGACAACCUCUACGUCGAAUGCAACGACGAUGGCGUCCACUUCGUGGUGGCUCAAGCCACAUGCCGGCUCUCGGAGGUCCUCGAAAGUCCUGACCCCGAGAAGCUUGACCGGCUCUUGCCCUUCAAGCUCUACGACUUGGGCGAUCUCGCCACGGCCGUCCAAGUUAGCUUCUUUGAGUGCGGAGGGUUGUGCCUAGCACUAUGCGUCUCCCACAAGCUCGCUGACGCGCUGUCGUUCUUCUCUUUCCUCAAUAGUUGGGCCACGGUCGCUCGUGGCGACGGCGGCCAGAUAAUAUCUCCCGUUUUCGAGUCAUCCUCUCUUUUCCCGCCAAUGAAUCUAGCGGGAUUUGCACCAAGUACGGGGAUUUUGAAGGAAGGCCUCGUUACGAAGCGGUUCGUCUUCGACGCCGUGUCGAUAGCCGCCCUUCGAGAUAAGUAUUGCAACAAUGAGAAGGUCGAGGCAGAAGGCCAGAUAAGGCGGCCGACGAGAGUCGAGGCCUUGUCGGCCUUCUUGUGGAGGCGGUACAUGGAGAGCACGCAAAAGAAACCAGACUGCACCAGCGAGAAUGACAAGAUAUACACGGUGCUACAUGCAGUGAACUUGCGUCCGAGGAUGGAUCCGCCAUUGUCAGACCGCCAUUUCGGGAACAUAAGUAGGAUUGCCCUGGCGAUGCCAACCAUUGAUACUGAUGAACAUAUGAUCGUGAACCAGGUGAGAGAAGCAAUAAAGGAAGUGAACACGGACUACGUGAAGAAGCUAAGAGAAGGCGAAGGGCACUUGAACUUCAUGAAGGAACGCUCGGCCCGGAUUUCAAAAGGCGAGAUCGUGCCCUUCAGCUUCACGAGUCUGUGCCGGUUCCCGACCUACGAGGCCGACUUCGGAUGGGGCAAGCCCGCGUGGGUCGGGUCCUCCGCGCUUCCUUACUGGAACCUCGUCUCCUUCCUCGACACCAGAGAUGGAGGCGGCAUAGAAGCAUAUGCUAAUCUCAAGCCAGAGGACAUGGCCCUGUUCGAGAAGGACAAGGAGCUUCUUUCACUGGCAUCGUCGUCGGCACCCCCGAACGUGAAAUAUGCGUAGCUUACGAUGUUCAUCUCAUGCAACUGUUUAUGUCAUUAUUGCUAUGUUUACCUAUGUUUGGUUCCUUUGUGCUGUAUACAUUUCGAGUGCGUCUACUGUAACAGCUCAAGCCUCAACGAGUGAUGAAUAAGUAUGAGAUUAAUUUAGAGU
Messenger RNA from Rhodamnia argentea, 1500 nucleotides. Its product is annotated as stemmadenine O-acetyltransferase-like. The transcript is spliced from 2 exons. NCBI's taxonomy places the organism in Eukaryota, Viridiplantae, Streptophyta, Magnoliopsida, Myrtales, Myrtaceae. The record is from RefSeq and is a predicted model, not a curated record. The coding region runs from base 40 to 1350 and encodes 436 amino acids.